Eupeodes corollae is the source of this 8096-nucleotide messenger RNA. Its product is annotated as mucin-5AC-like. The record is from RefSeq and is a predicted model, not a curated record. NCBI's taxonomy places the organism in Eukaryota, Metazoa, Arthropoda, Insecta, Diptera, Syrphidae. The transcript is spliced from 4 exons. The coding region runs from base 93 to 8027 and encodes 2644 amino acids. Gene Ontology annotation, molecular function: chitin binding. Gene Ontology annotation, cellular component: extracellular region.
CUUUGAUAUUUAAGAUAAGAACCGAACAUAUAAAAUAGACACAGCUUAAGAACGUUUCCAGAUAGUCUUUAGCUGAAAUAGUGCAACGAAAUAUGUUCCGAAUUCUAAUUUUGACGGUUUUGCUGACGAGCAUACCAGUCCGACCGACAAUAGCAGCAGAUGAAUGUACGGGUAUUCCUGAUGGAUUAACAUUUCAAGAUCCAAGCGAUUGUCACGGAUAUUUUAUUUGUUUAAGCGGUCGAAAGUUUCAGCAAUAUUGUGCAGCUGGAUAUAAAUAUGAUAAAAUAGCGGCGAUUUGUGUUUGGGGAAAGUGUCCACCUUGUGGUGUUUGCGAGGAUGCAAGUACGAUGGAAAAUGCAACUACAAUCGAACCAAUUGCGUCAGUAACACCUGCAAUCGAAACUGAGGCAGAGCCUGAGACAACUGCCCCGUCAACAACUGAACGUGAUAUUUCUGCAAUAACUGCGUCAUCAAGUGAAGCUGCGACUUCGUCAACAUCAACAGUUCCUCCUAAUUUAACACAGGAUACUUCAGGAAAACCUGUAUCUUCAACUGGGGCUGUUACUGACUCAACACCAACAGUGUCUGAAUCAAGUUCUUCUUCAUCUUCUACACCUGAACAGUCCACAUCAAGAACACCUGCUUCCUCAACUGAAGCUGUCACUGAUUCAACAACUAUAGCGUCUGCAACUACUGAACAGAAUACUUCAUUACCACCUGCAUCCCCAACUCAGGCUGUUACUGACUCAACACCGACAGUGUCUGAAUCAAGUUCUUCUCCAUCUUCUUCACCUGAACAGUCCACAUCAAGAACACCUGCUUCCUCAACUGACGCUGUCACUGAUUCAACAACUUUAGCGGCUACAACUACUGAACAGGAUACUUCAUUGCUACCUGCAUCCCCAACUCAGGCUGUUACUGACUCAACACCAACAGUGUCUCAAUCAAGUUCUUCUCCAUCUUCUGCACCUGAACAGUCCACAUCAAGAACACCUGCUUCCUCAACUGAAGCUGUCACUGAUUCAACAACUACAUCGUCUUCAAUUACUGAACAGGAUACUUCAAUACCAUCUGCAUCCUCUACUGGGGCUGUUACUGAUUCAACACCAACAGUGUCUGAAUCAAGUUCUUCUGCAUCUUCUACACCUGAACAGUCCACAUCAAGAACACCCGCUUCCUCAACUGAAGCUGUCACUGAUUCAACAACUAUAGCGUCUGCAACUACUGAACCGGAUACUUCAUUACCACCUGCAUCCGUAACUCAGGCUGUUUCUGACUCAACAUUAACAGUGUCUGAAUCAAGUUCUAAUCCAUCUUCUACACCUGAACAGUCCACAUCAAGAACUCCUGCUUCCUCAACUGAAGCUAUCACUGAUUCAACAACUACAUCGUCUUCAACUACUGAACAGGAUACUUCUAUACCACCUGCAUCGCCAACUGAGGCUGUUUCUGUCUCAACACCAACAGUGUCUGAAUCAAGUUCUACUCCAUCUUCUAUACCUGAACAGUCCACAUCAAGAACACCUGCUUCCCCAACUGAAGCUGUCACUGAUUCAACAACUAUAGCGGCUACAACUACUGAUCAGGAUACUUCAAUACCACCUGCAUCCUCAACUGGGGCUGUUACUCACUCAACACCAACAGUGUCUGAAUCAAGUUCUACAUCAAGAACACCUGCUUCCUCAACUGAAGCUGCCACUGAUUCAGCAACUAUAGCGUCUACAACUACCAAACAGGAUACUUCAAUACCACCUGCAUCCCCAACUGGGCCUGUUACUGACUCAACACCAACAGUGUCUGAAUCAAGUUCUUCAUCAAGAACACCUGCUUCCUCAACUGAAGCUGUCACUGAUUCAACAACUAUAGCGUCUGCAACUACUGAACAGAAUACUUCAUUGCCACCUGCCUCCCCAACUCAGGCUGUUACUGACUCAACACCAACAGUGUCUGAAUCAAGUUCUUUGCCAUCUUCUACACCUGAACAGUCCACACCAAGAACACCUGAUUCCUCAACUGAAGCUGUCACUGAUUCAACAACUAUAGCGGCUACAACUACUGAACAGAAUACUUCAUUACCACCUGCAUCCCCAACUCAGGCUGUUACUGACUCAACACCUGAACAGUCCACAUCAAGAACACCUGCUUCCCCAACUGAAGCUGUCACUGAUUCAACAACUAUAGCGGCUACAACUACUGAUCAGGAUACUUCAAUGCCACCUGCAUCCUCAACUGGGCCUGUUACUGACUCAACACCAACAGUGUCUGAAUCAAGUUCUUCAUCAAGAACACCUGCUUCCUCAACUGAAGCUGUCACUGAUUCAACAACUAUAGCGUCUGCAACUACUGAACAGGAUACUUCAUUGCCACCUGCCUCCCCAACUCAGGCUGUUACUGACUCAACACCAACAGUGUCUGAAUCAAUUUCUUCUUCAUCUUCUACACCUGAACAGUCCACAUCAAGAACACCUGCUUCCUCAACUGAAGCUGUCACUGAUUCAGCAACUAUAGCGUCUACAACUACCGAACAAGAUACUUCAAUACCACCUGCAUCCUCAACUGGGCCUGUUACUGACUCAACACCAACAGUGUCUGAAUCAAGUUCUUCAUCAAGAACACCUGCUUCCUCAACUGAAGCUGUCACUGAUUCAACAUAUAUAGCGUCUGCAACUACUGAACAGGAUACUUCAUUGCCACCUGCAUCCCCAACUCAGGCUGUUACUGACUCAACACAAUCAGUGUCUGAAUCAAAUUCUUCUCCAUCUUCUACACCUGAACAGUCCACAUCAAAAACACCUGAUUCCUCAACUGAAGCUGUCACUGAUUCAACAACUAUAGUGGCUACAACUACUGAACAGGAUACUUCAUUGUCACCUGCAUCCCCAACUCAGGCUGUUACUGACUCAACACCAACAGUGUCUGAAUCAAGUUCUUCUCCAUCUUCUACACCUGAACAGUCCACAUCAAGAACACCUGCUUCCUCAACUGAAGCUGUCACUGAUUCAACAACUAUAGCGGCUACUACUACUGUACAGGAUAUUUCAUUACCACCUGCAUCCCCAACUCAAGUUGUUACUGACUCAACACCUGAACAGACUACAUCAAGGACACCUGCUUCCUCAACCGAAGCUGUCACUGAUUCAAAAACCAUAGCGUCUUCAACUACUGAUCAGGAUACUUCAAUACCACCUGCAUCCUCAACUGGGGCUGUUACUGACUUAACACCAACAGUGCCUGAAUCAAGUUCUACUCCAUCUUCUACACAUGAACAGACCACAACCAGAACACCUGCAUCCUCAACUGAAGCUACCGUUGAAUCAACAUCUAUAGAGUCUUCUACUACCGCACAAGAUACUUCAGUAAUACCUGCAUCUUCAACUGAGGCUGUUACUGGGUCUACUUCCACAUUGUCUGAAUCAAGUUCUGCAUCAUCUACACCUGAACAGACCACAUCAAGAACACCUGUAUCUUUAACUGAGGCUACCACUGAAUCAACAUCUAAAGCCCCUUCAAGAGUACCUGCAUCUUCAACUGAAGCUGUUACUGAUUCAACAUCAACAGUUUCUGAAUCAAGUUCCAAUGCAUCUUCUUCAUCCGAACAGAAUUCUUCAGAAACACCUGCAGCCUCAACGGAGGAUGCCACUGAAUCAACAUCUACAGUAUCUGAACCUGAUCAGAAUUCUUCAGUAACACCUGUAUCCUCAACUGACGAAGCUAUUAAAUCAACAUCUACAAUAUCUUCAACUACUGAAGAAGAUGUUUCCGAAUCCAAUGCACAAAAUCCAGAAAAACAAAUCAACUGUCUGACGGCGAUAGGAAUUUUCUUGGCUUUACUAUUGCAACUUGGUGCUUCGGUAGAGGAUUGUGAAGACAAUUCAAUUGGAAAAACUUUACAAGAUCCUGAAGAUUGUACUGGAUAUUUUUUGUGUCACUCUGGACAUAAGCUUCAGCAAUAUUGUGCCCCGGGAUAUAAAUAUCAAAAAGAAAUUGAAGCGUGCGUUGUUGGAAAGUGCCCACCAUGCAAUUGUGAUAAGACUCCAACAGAGCCUCCCACAGAGCCUCCAACAGAUCCUCCAACUGAGCCCCCAACUGUGCCUCCAACUGAGCCCCCAACUGAGCCACCAACAGAACCUCCAACAGAGCCUCCAACUGAGCCUCCAACAUCAGGAACUCCAACAGAGCCACCAACAGAGCCCCCAACAGGGCUUCCAACAGAGCCUCCAACAGGACUUCCAACAGAGCCUCCAACAGGGCCUCCAACAGGUAAUCCAACUGAGCCUCCAAAUGAGCCUCCAACAGAGCCUCCAACUGAGCCACCAACAGAGACCCCGUCAGAACCUCCAACCCAACCUCCAACAGAGCCCCCAUCAAAACCAUCAACAGUAAGUUGUGAAAACAUUCGUGAUGGAUCGUUCUUCGCUGAUUCCGUGCAUUGCCGUGACUAUUAUGUCUGUCGUAAUGGGGAACCAGUUCUGCUUCACUGCGAAAAAGCUUCAAUAAUUCUUUUUGUAAUUGGUACUCUAUCAGUGCCAUUUCUUAAUGGAUACUCAGUCAAUAAUGGAUGCUAUAAUAAGCGGAAUGGUUACACGUACAGAGAUCCAGAAGACAGUUUUGGAUUUUUCAUUUGCAAAAGUGAUUUUGUUUCAUAUAAAAAGUGCGAUGUCGGCUAUGAACUUAAUGAAAUCAAUCACAAAUGUGAAAGGGAACCAAGGAAAAGCAAUUACCUUUUAAUACGAAGUCGAAGAGAAUCAGGUUCUUCUGUAGAUGUAGAAAACGAUUCUUCAAUAUCGACAGCCCCACCAUCUUCUUCCACCUCAUCUGGUAGUGUGAACAAUGAACAAUCUUCAGCAGCAACUGAAGCUAAUUCAUCGUCGGGAUCGUCAGACUCAAUGAUCACAACUUCUAAAGCUAUAGCGACCCCAGCAACCAGCACCGGAGAUGGCGAUUCUUCAAGUUCCACUGAUAAAUCUUCCAGCUUAAAACCCAAUGAACAUACCUCAGCAGCAACUGAAGCUAAUUCAUCUGCGGGAUCGUCAGACUCAACGAUCACAACUUCUAAGGCUCCAGCGACCCCAGCAACCAGCACCGGAGAUGGCGAUUCUUCAAGUUCCACUGAUAAAUCUUCCAGCUUAAAACCCAAUGUACAUACCUCAGCAGCAACUGAAGCUAAUUCAUCUGCGGGAUCGUCAGACUCAACGAUCACAACUUCUAAGGCUCCAGCGACUCCAGCAACCAGCACCGGAGAUGGCGAUUCUUCAAGUUCCACUGAUAAAUCUUCUAGCUCAAAACCCAAUGAACAUACCUCAACAGCCACUGAACCUAAUUCAUCUUCGGGAUCGUCAGACUCAGCAAUCACAACUUCUAAGGCUCCAGCGACCCCAGCAACCAGCACCGGAGAUGGCGAUUCUUCAAGUUCCACUGAUAAAUCUUCCAGCUCAAAACCCAAUGAACAUACCUCAACAGCAACUGAAGCUAAUUCAUCUGCGGGAUCGUCAGACUCAUCGAUCACAACUUCUCAGGCUCCAGCGACCCCAGCAACCAGCACGGGAGAUGGCGAAUCUUCAAGUUCCACUGAUAAAACUUCCAGCUCAAAACCCAAUGAACAUACCUCAACAGCAACUGAAGUUAAUUCAUCUGCGGGAUCGUCAGACUCAACGAUCACAACUUCUAAAGCUCCAGCGACCCCAGCAACCAGCACCGGAGAUGGCGAUUCUUCAAGUUCCACUGAUAAACCUUCCAGCUCAAAACCCAAUGAACAUACCUCAACAGCAACUGAAGCUAAUUCAUCUGCGGGAUCGUCAGACUCAACGAUCACAACUUCUAAGGCUCCAGCGACCCCAGCAACCAGCACCGGAGAUGGCGAUUCUUCAAGUUCCACUGAUAAACCUUCCAGCUCAAAACCCAAUGAACAUACCUCAACAGCAACUGAAGUUAAUUCAUCUGCGGGAUCGUCAGACUCAACGAUCACAACUUCUAAAGCUCCAGCGACCCCAGCAACCAGCACCGGAGAUGGCGAUUCUUCAAGUUCCACUGAUAAACCUUCCAGCUCAAAACCCAAUGAACAUACCUCAACAGCAACUGAAGCUAAUUCAUCUGCGGGAUCGUCAGACUCAACGAUCACAACUUCUAAGGCUCCAGCGACCCCAGCAACCAGCACCGGAGAUGGCGAUUCUUCAAGUUCCACUGAUAUAUCUUCCAGCUCAAAACCCAAUGAACAUACCUCAACCACAACUGAAGCUAAUUCAUCUGCGGGAUCGUCAGACUCAACGAUCACAACUUCUAAAGCUCCAGCGACCCCAGCAACCAGCACCGGAGAUGGCGAUUCUUCAAGUUCCACUGAUAAACCUUCCAGCUCAAAACCCAAUGAACAUACCUCAACAGCAACUGAAGCUAAUUCAUCUUCGGGAUCGUCAGACUCAACGAUCACAACUUCUAAGGCUCCAGUGACCCCAGCAACCAGCACUGGAGGUGGCGAUUCUUCAAGUUCCACUGAUAUAUCUUCCACCUCAAAACCCAAUGAACAUACCUCAGCAGCAACUGAAGCUAAUUCAUCUGCGGGAUCGUCAGACUCAACGAUCACAACUUCUAAGGCUCCAGCGACCCCAGCAACCAGCACCGGAGAUGGCGAUUCUUCAAGUUCCACUGAUAUAUCUUCCACCUCAAAACCAAAUGAACAUACCUCAAUAGCAACUGAAGCUAAUUCAUCUGCGGGAUCGUCAGACUCAACGAUCACAACUUCUAAGGCUCCAGCGACCCCAGCAACCAGCACCGGAGAUGGCGAUUCUUCAAGUUCCACUGAUACACCUUCCAGCUCAAAACCCAAUGAACAUACCUCAACAGCAACUGAAGCUAAUUCAUCAUCGGGAUCGUCAGACUCAACGAUCACAACUUCUGAGGCUCCAGCGACCUCAGCAACCAGCACCGGAGAUGGCGAUUUUUCAAGUUCCACUGAUAAACCUUCCAGCUCAAAACCCAAUGAACAUACCUCAACAUCAACUGAAGCUAAUUCAUCAUCGGGAUCGUCAGACUCAACGAUCACAACUUCUGAGGCUCCAGCGACCCCACCAACCAGCACUGGAGGUGGCGAUUCUUCAAGCUCCGCUGGUGUAUCUUCCAGUUUAUCAACAACAGAACCAACUCCUACCAUCAAUCAAUCAACAACGUCUUCUAGUGCAAAUUCGGGACCAACUUCAGCAUCAGGAUUGCCUUGUCCACAAGAACCAUUCAAACUUGAUUGCAUAAACAAACCAACUGGUACUAUUGCAGCUGAUCCAUUUGAUUGCAGCAAGUAUCAUUAUUGCAGAAAAGACAUAACCUAUACGAAAAAUUGCAAAGACGAUCUUUUGUUCGAUCCCGACAGUAAACGUUGUGUUUCUCACGAACUUGUCAAAUGCCCUUACUAUGGAUGUGCUCCUAGUCCUAGUUAUACAACUACAGCACGUAAUCCAACUUCGACUGUUGAAGUGACAACUGCUACAACAAAAACUGUAGGACCAACGUCAGCCUCAGGAUUGCCUUGUCCCCAGGAACCUUUUAAACUUGAUUGCAUAAACAAACCAACUGGUACUAUUGCAGCUGAUCCAUUUGAUUGCAGCAAGUAUCAUUACUGCAGAAAAGAUAUAACCUAUACAAAAAAUUGCAAAGACGAUCUUUUGUUCGAUCCUGACAAUAAACGUUGCGUUUCUCCCGAACUCGUUAAAUGCCCCUACCAUGGAUGUGAUCCGGAUAUUAUUACUACAACACUUACUCCAACUUCAACUACAACUAAAACUACAACUACAACUAAAACUUCAACUAAAACUACAACUACAGCUUCUCCAAAUCAUUGCCCUCCGAAAAAACCAGACUGUUCUAAGUUGGAAACAGGAACUGCUUUAGCUGAUCCAACAGACUGUAAUAAAUUCUACGUCUGCCGCAAUGGAGAAGCAAUCUAUUUCGAAUGCCCUACAGGAUUUUGGUUUGAUAAUUCCACAUACCUUUGUAACUACCCGGUUUUGGUAAAAUGUCCCCAUCAUGGAUGCAAAAAUUAAGCCUAACUUAAGAUAACAAACAAAAAUCUGUAUGCUUUUAUAUUCACUUUACUUUCAAUAAACUUUCAU